Molecule: messenger RNA, 940 nt
Organism: Cuscuta campestris
Lineage: Eukaryota; Viridiplantae; Streptophyta; Magnoliopsida; Solanales; Convolvulaceae
Source: the annotation of a GenBank genome assembly
AGCCAGCCUCACUCGAUUCCGUUAUUGAUCCGAAAAUUGCCCAUAUAUAUACGCCGAGAUUCUCGCAGUUCAUCUGCUUAUAAUCCGAUCGCGCGCUGUAAUGGAUCCAAAGCAGGACACGGUGCCGAUGAAUCGUCAAGUCGCUUCCGACCGCCCCGUCCCGAGUAAGACCGCCGCACGGCGGAGGAGGACGGCGUGCUUGGCUUUCGGAGCGGCGGCUGUCUUGGUGGCGUUAAUCCUCGUCGUACUGGGCUUCACCGUCUUCAAACCCAAAAAGCCGACCACCACCGUGGAAUCAGUUUCACUCAGCGAUUUCAAUUUCUCCAUCGAUUUACUGCCCCCGGCCGUCCACAUCAACCUCACGCUCGACGCGCGCGUCGCCGUCCGGAACCCUAAUCGCGUAGGGUUCAAGUACGACAACAGCUCCGUGUUGCUCAAGUACAGGGGCGAGGACGUGGGCGACGCGCCGAUCCCCGCCGGGAAGAUCGGCGCCCGGCAGACGAUCCCGAUGAAUGUCACCAUAACCGUCAUGGCGGAUCGGCUCCUCUCCAACGGGAAGCUGCUCUCCGACAUCUCCGGCGGAACGGUCCCGCUCUCCACCUACACCAGAAUCACCGGUACAGUUCGGAUCCUGUUCAAAAUUCAUGUGAAAUCAGUUAGCACUUGCGAUUUGUCCAUUGACGUCGGCAGUAGGAGUGUCGCUAAACAGAACUGUGAGUACAAGACUAAAUUAUAGAUCGAUGUGCAAGCAGCUUUGAUUUGUUUCCUUCCUUGUGGACGACUGCGGAUAUAGAUUUACGUACAUUCCAAUACUUUUCAAUUCAUUGAUUAGAGAAUUAGAAGAUGCAUUAUAUACAUACCAUGUAAAAUACUCCCACUCCUCCCAACUUUUUGAGCCUUAUUUACUUGGUAAGUUCUUGAAUGAAGAUCCACAUGAAAU